AUGGCAAUUUCCUCAACUCUCAAGAAACUUGUCUUUACAUUUCUACUACUCCAAAUUUCCUCUCUUUCACAUGCUCAUCUUUUAAAGACGUGCAAGAUCGACCAAAUAUACAACAUCGGAGAUUCGAUCUCCGACACCGGAAAUUUGAUACGAGAAAUCGGCCUGGCCACCUUCUGUGCGAGGCCGCCUUACGGCGAAUCAUUUUUCAAGAAACCAACUGGCCGGUGCUCCAAUGGCCUUCUUAUGAUCGAUUUCAUGGCAUUAGAUGCAGGCGUUCCUUUGUUACCACCCUACAAAAACAGUGGUGCUGAUUUUAGGCAUGGAGUGAACUUCGCCGUGGCGGGGUCGACGGCACUGCCCUGGUAUGAGUUGGCGGCGGAGAAUGUCUCCUCUUCGGUGACAAAUAGUUCUCUUUUUGUGCAGCUGGAUUGGGUGGCUUCUCAUAUCAACUCCACUUGUCAUAAUCACAGAGAUUGUAGCAAGAAAAUGGAAAACGCGGUUUUUAUGUUUGGAACAAUUGGUGGAAACGACUACAACUAUGCCUUCUUUGAAGGAAAGCCAAUAGAGGAGGUGAGAAGCAUGGUACCUCAAGUUGUAAAUACCAUCAUGCUUGGUGUUAAGAAAGUUAUGAGCUACGGAGCUACAAAGGUGGUGGUUCCCGGGAACAUGCCUAUCGGUUGCCUUCCAGUUUACAAAACCCAAUUCUUGACAAACAUUUCGGCAGCAUACGAUGAGAGCCUGUGCCUAAAGCAAAUGAAUGAUUUUGCUAAAUACCACAAUCAACAACUUCAACAAGCCAUCCAUGAUCUACAGCAACAAAACCCUAAUGCAACCGUCGUCUAUGCUGAUUACUACAACGCUUAUCAGUUUCUAUUGGAACACUCCAAAUCUCACGGGUUCGAAACAGAAAGGGCUUGUUGUGGGAUCGGAGGGAAAUACAAUUACGAUAUGCCAAGAAUGUGUGGGAACGAUGGAGUUGGGGUGUGUCCGGAUCCAGAGCGAUACGUAAGCUGGGAUGGGGUGCAUUUGACUCAGCGAUCAUACAAGAUCAUGGCUGGAUGGCUGCUUCGUCAAAUCUUCUCCAGCCUUCAUUGCCACUUUUAAAACCCUACU
Molecule: messenger RNA, 1113 nt
Organism: Salvia splendens (bonfire salvia)
Lineage: Eukaryota; Viridiplantae; Streptophyta; Magnoliopsida; Lamiales; Lamiaceae
Product: GDSL esterase/lipase At5g03980
Exons: 5
Coding region: 1-1104 (367 amino acids)
Molecular function (GO): hydrolase activity, acting on ester bonds
Source: RefSeq, a predicted model, not a curated record